AUGAAACAACCAUUUGGAAGCAUGAGAGUGAUGCUGAAGCAGCAGAGCAGCCGGGAAGUGAACUGGUGGUGGUGGCUCAAAAUCGCAGUCUACGCUUUCAGCGUGCUGUUGGGACAAUCCGGCGCCAAUUUACUGGGGAGGCUCUACUUCCUCAAAGGCGGGACCAGCAAAUGGAUAUCAUCAGUCGUCCAAGUCGUCGGCUUCCCCAUCCUCCUCCCCUUCUACCUCCUCGCUACAACCGCCAAACACGACGACGACGACGACGGGAAACCGCGGCCGUCGCCGUACACUCUGGGCGCGAUCUACGCGUCCCUCGGCUUAAUUAUUGGGAUCAACUGCUUCUUCUACUCCGUCGGCCUCCAGUACCUCCCUGUCUCGACUUACACCUUGUUGUGUGCUUCGCAGCUAGCAUUCAACUCCUUCUUCUCCUACUUCAUCAACGGCCAGAAAUUCACCCCUUUCAUCGUCAACUCGCUCGUCUUGCUCACGAUUUCGUCCGUCCUGCUCGUAUUUAACAACGAGGAAUCUGCUUCCUCGUCGUCGGCUCCUCCCAUCCCGAGGGCCAAGUACGUCAUCGGAUUCUUCUCCACGUUGGGAGCGUCGGCUCUGUUCGGGCUCGUGCUGUCGGCCACGCAGUUCGUGUUCGUCAAGGUCAUCAGGCGGCAGACGUUCAGGCAUGUGAUGGACAUGGUGAUCUACGAGAACUUGGUCGCCAGCGUGGUCACCGUUGUGGGGCUUUUCGCUAGCGGGGAGUGGGAGGGACUGGGGAGGGAGAUGGACGGGUAUGGACCGGGGACGGUGUCGUAUUUGAUGACGUUGAUUUGGAUUGCUGUGUUCUGGCAGAUGUAUUCGAUUGGAGCUUUGGGGUUGAUCUUCGAGGUGUCUGCGUUGUUCUGUAAUUCGAUAAGCGUCGUGGGACUGCCGAUUGUUCCGAUCGCGGCGGUCUUCUUUUUCCAUGAUAAGAUGAGUGGGGUGAAAGGGAUUUCCAUGGCGCUGGCGGUUUGGGGGUUCGUUUCGUAUGUGUAUCAGUAUUAUGUGGAUGAUCGGAAUUCUAAGGGUGUUGGUAAGUCAGUUGAUGAUGAGACCACCUCUGUUCGAAGUUCCGAAUGCAAAAAAGAUAUCUCAUCAACGUUGUAA
Molecule: messenger RNA, 1137 nt
Organism: Linum tenue
Lineage: Eukaryota; Viridiplantae; Streptophyta; Magnoliopsida; Malpighiales; Linaceae
Source: the annotation of a GenBank genome assembly